Messenger RNA from Hirsutella rhossiliensis, 1917 nucleotides. Its product is annotated as elongation factor tu GTP binding domain-containing protein. The record is from RefSeq and is a predicted model, not a curated record. The coding region runs from base 1 to 1917 and encodes 638 amino acids. Gene Ontology annotation, molecular function: GTP binding; translation elongation factor activity; GTPase activity. The transcript has 5 exons. NCBI's taxonomy places the organism in Eukaryota, Fungi, Ascomycota, Sordariomycetes, Hypocreales, Ophiocordycipitaceae. Gene Ontology annotation, biological process: translational elongation.
AUGUCGGGCAAGACAACCAAGACCCUGGCGCACGAGAAGCGCAAGGGGGAGUCAGCUCUGAGCGACUUUGCCGAGUACGUCGAGCAGCAACAGAAUUUCCGCUUCCCGGCCUCGAGAAGAACCCGCCCCGGCCCUGCUCCCAGCUCUGGAUCCGCGGACCAUCACCACGAGGAGCUGGACGAGCUCUUUGACAACCUAGACCUUGACGACACGGCCCCGAGGAUACCGCUGAGGGACCUGCUUCUCGGGUCCGAUGACGACUCCCUCCAGAGGCUUAGGGAUGUCGUCGCGGAGCGCAUCGCCGAGGGCAUGGGCGAGACCGUCUUCGAGCUGGGCUUUGAGAAUAACGGCGACUCCAUGCAGCUUACUCGGGAGCAGUGGGACUCUGCGUACAAGAGAUUGGUCGGCGCAGCAAAGGGCGUUCGUGCUGACUGCGAGCUCCUGCUGACCAAGAACGUCGGGGGCAAAGUCGAGGCGGCCAGCACCGCCGGUCAGGCUGCCAAGGAUAACACUUGCAGCGGCAAGGUACUCAUCCGGCGAGUGCCGCCCAAGGCUGAGGACGUGAUUGAGACGAGGAUAGCAGUUGUUGGAAACGUCGACGCCGGCAAGAGCUCCAUGCUUGGCGUUCUGGUUAAGGGCGACCUGGACGAUGGACGGGGCAAGGCGCGGGUGAACCUCUUUCGCCAUAAGCACGAGAUGGAGACUGGGCGGACCAGCUCCGUCGGCAUGGAGAUUAUGGGCUUUGACAGCGUGGGCAAAGUCAUUGCCUCGGACACGCCCGGACGCAAGCUCUCGUGGGAGGAGAUUGGGAAGCGAAGCGCAAAGGUCAUCACGUUUUCCGACUUGGCCGGCCACGAAAAGUACCUGCGGACGACAGUCUUUGGGCUGCUCUCGAGCAGCCCCAACUACUGCCUGCUCAUGGUCGCGGCCAACAACGGCCUGGUGGGCAUGAGCAAGGAGCACCUGGGCAUCGCGCUGGCCCUCAACGUGCCCGUCAUGGUGGUCGUGACCAAGAUUGACAUUUGCCCGCCCAACAUCCUCGAGGAGACGAUUGCGCAAAUCACAAAGAUCAUGCGCAGCCCCGGCGCCCGCAAGGUGCCCACCUUCAUCAAGAACCGCGAGGAGUGCAUCAACACGGCGACGCAGUUUGUCAGCCACCGCAUAUGCCCCGUCUUCCAGGUCUCGAACGUGACGGGCGAGAACCUCGACCUGGUGCGCACCUUUCUCAACAUCCUCCCCCACCACGGCCGCUACAACACGGACGCGCCCUUUGAGUUCCACGUCAACGACACCUUUUCGGUGCCCUUUACCGGCACCGUCGUCUCGGGUAUCGUCAAGUCGGGCGUCGCGCACGAGGGCGACAACGUCCUCGUCGGACCCGACUCGCUCGGCCAGUUCACCGCCACGGCGAUCCGCUCCAUCGAGCGCAAAAGGAUCCGCGUGCCGGCCGCGUCGGCGGGGCAGUCGGCCUCGUUUGCGCUGAAAAAGGUGCGGCGCCGCGACGUGAGGAAAGGCAUGGUCGUCCUCCCCAAGAUGGAGGGCCAGCCCGCUCCCCGCGUGCACCGCGAGUUCAUCGCAGAAGUCCUCAUCCUCUCCCAUGCUACAACCAUAAAGACAAAGUACCAGGCCAUGCUGCACGUCGGCCCCGUCUCACAGACGUGCGCCAUCAUCGACAUUGACCGCGAGCUCAUCCGCACCGGCGACCGCGCCACCGUCGCCUUCCGCUUCGUCCAGCGGCCCGAGUACCUCGCCCCCGGCGACCGCCUGCUCUUCCGCGAGGGCCGCACAAAGGGCCUCGGCAUUGUCAAGUCGGUCGGCUACGACCCCCAGCACCCGCUCACGCCCGCCGCCGCCGCCGCCGCUGCCAAUGGCGAGGGCCGCGGGGCCGCGGGGGGAUCGCAGGGGGGCGGCGUUUAG